CUGGCAACCUCAGUGUCCAAGUUUUUUCUCAUUUCACUCGGUUUGCUUUCUUCUUCUUCUUCUUCUUUUUUUUCCCCCUAUUUCACACAUUAAACCCUCCUCUUUAUAAAUAGGGGAAACCAAGCAAUACGGUGAAAUGAACCAAACACAGAUAGAUAAAUUGCGCACACACAGAGAGAGAGAGAGAGAGAGAGAGAGAGAGAGUGAAAAUUAAAAGAGAGAGAGGUUUCAAUGGAGUCAAUGGACUAUCUGCCACCGGGUUUUAGGUUUUACCCAACCGAAGAAGAACUGGUUUCCUUCUAUCUGCAUAACAAGUUAGAAGGGAGCAGACCAGACCUGGACCUGGUUAUGCCUGUCAUCGAUAUUUAUGAGUUCAAUCCAUGGGACCUCCCUCAAUUUGCAGGAACGUUGACUCGUGGAGACCAUGAACAGUGGUUUUUCUUUAAUCCGAUUCAAGCGAAAGAGGCGCAUGGAGGAAGACCGAACCGGCUCACCACUUGUGGUUACUGGAAAGCAACUGGCACGCCCGGUCAUGUCUACUCUUCUCAAAACCGAGUUAUUGGUAUGAAGAGAACCAUGGUUUUCUACCAAGGAAGAGCUCCAACUGGAACAAAAACUGAAUGGAAGAUGAAUGAGUAUAAAGCCAUUCAAGAAGUAGCUUCCUCAUCUACUACAAUUCCAAGGUUAAGACAAGAAUUUAGUUUGUGCCGAGUGUAUAUCAAAUCAAAAUGCCUGCGAUCAUUUGACAGACGACCACCAGCAGAAGUGGCUGAUGGUGAGGCAACGGCAGUUCAGCAAGUUAACCGCGGUGAUCAUGCCGGAGCAGCAGCAUCUGAUCAUCAGAAUCUAAAUCCAGUUAUGAUGGAUAUUGGAACAAGCUCACCACAGAGCUCGUCCUCAGACGACCUACCUAUUAAUCCUUCUCAAGGUACAGAUAGUGAUUUCAUGGAAUCCUCAGGACACCAAACUAAUAUUUCUCAAACUGGGGAGAGUUUUCGGAAUUUGGAUGUGGCUAAUGGCAAUGGAGCUAAUCCUUCUGAAACUACUACGCAGGGUGGUCACAACUUGGAUGUGGCCAAUGGCAAUGGAGCUAAUCCUUCUCAAACCACGACGACAGCUGCCAACUUAGACAUGGAUAAUGGCAAUGGUGCCGUGUGGGAUUGGGAACGAGUGAAUUGGUUUUAAAAGAAGGAUCAGAAAUCAGAAUGGAUGGGAGUCCACAAGGUUUAACCUGCAAGAAAAUAAAUAUAGUAGUGUUUUUUUUUUUUUUUUGUAUAAAUAAUGUAGUUACCUAUGUAAGUUUAUAAAUAAAGUAGUUAUCAAUGGAGAGAAGCCAAGAAUCCUACCGACAUGGAAAAUGUAUGAGCAUGAAGUUUUGUAAAAUAUAAAUUAUCCUGUACUUAAUAUAUAUGUGUACGUGUGUGUGUGUGUGUGGAAUUCAGUUCUUUGUUCUUCUUA
Molecule: messenger RNA, 1458 nt
Organism: Cornus florida
Lineage: Eukaryota; Viridiplantae; Streptophyta; Magnoliopsida; Cornales; Cornaceae
Product: NAC domain-containing protein 90-like
Exons: 3
Coding region: 232-1185 (317 amino acids)
Biological process (GO): regulation of DNA-templated transcription
Molecular function (GO): DNA binding
Source: RefSeq, a predicted model, not a curated record